Molecule: messenger RNA, 7171 nt
Organism: Coregonus sp. 'balchen'
Lineage: Eukaryota; Metazoa; Chordata; Actinopteri; Salmoniformes; Salmonidae
Source: the annotation of a GenBank genome assembly
GGACAAGGGCAGAUGUCCAUCCAAUAGACAAAUAUGGGUUGAAGGGCAGUGCUGUGUGUUUGGCAGUUAGAGAAAACCCUCAGCAAGAGAUGAAAAUGAAAUGGAUGAUUGAUGGUAAUGUAAUAGCUGUGAGUGAAGAAGUUUCUCCUCAAUACAAGGAGAGGGUAGAUUAUAACUCCACAGACUACACUCUUUGUCUCAGGAAACUGGAACAAACAGAUGCUGGAAUCUACAUUGCAUAUAAGGUUGAGAAAUGGAAGGAGACACAAAUGGUCAAAUACAAUUUGAUGGUCCAAGGUAAGUUUUGUACAGGCUUCUUACAUUCCACUCAUUAGCUACGUUUCCAUAAACUUGUCCAGUUAUUUUUUUGUCAACAUUUAGAAAGCAUAUCAAAUAAAUGCAACAAUUGCCUUCUAUCAGUGGUGUAAAGUACUUAAGUAAAAAUAAUUUAAAGUACUACUUAAGUUGUUUUCUGGGGUAUCUGUACUUUACUUUACUAUUUAUAUUUUUGACAACUUUUACUUUGACUUCACUACAUUCCUAAAUAAAAUAAUGUACUUUUUACUCCAUACAUUUUCCCUGACACCCAAAAGUACACGUUACAUUUUGAAUGCUUAGCAUGAAAGGAAAAUGGUCCAAUUCACUCACUUAUCAAGAGAACGUCCCUGGUCAUCCCUACUGCCUCUGAUCUGACUCACUAAACACACAUGCUUCAUUUGUCUCCCGAGUGGCGCAGUGGUCUAAGGCAUGCAGUGCUAGCUGUGCCACUAGAGAUCCUGGUUUGAAUCCAGGCGCUGUAGUAGCUGACAGGGAGACCCAUGGGGCGGCGCACAAUUGGCCCAGCGUUGUCCAGGGUAGGGGAGGGAAUGGCUGGCAGGGAUGUAGAGCAUGGCGUUUGUAACGACAGGGUUGUGGGUUCGAUUCCCACGGGGGGCCAGUAUUUAAAAAAUAAUGUACGCACUCACUAACUGUAAGUCGCUCUGGAGAAGAGCGUCUGCUAAAUGACUGUAAUGUAAAUGUUUGUAAAUUAUGUCUGAGUGUUGAGUUAAAAUGGCUAAAAUGGUGCUGUCUGGUUUGCUUAAUAUAAGGAAUUCUGAAUAAUUUAUACUUUUACUUUUGUACUUAAGUAUAUUUGAGCAAUUACAUUUAAUUUUGAUACUUAAGUAUAUUUAAAACCAAAUACUUUUAGACUUUUACUCAAGUAGGAUUUUACUGGGUGACUUUCACUUUAACUUUAGUAAUUUUCUAUGAGUACAAGUAAAAUUACCUUCAAGUAUGACAAUUGGGUACUUUUUACACCACUGCCUGCUACGGUGCAUUUUCAUUGAACUGUCGAUGAAAACAGCUGGACAUAAUGACAUCACACCUGAACAAAUAUAAAUUAUUCGCAAAAAACCUAGUGUGGAAUAAAAAUUAAAUGGUUGAAGUGUUUCCAUUAUCCAUUUAGGCAAAUUGCGCAUUAAUAAAUUGGCGACAGCCUGUUUGCCCUCCCACCUAUCUGUUUCAUGUCUCAGGUAGCCCGCAAAAACCAGCAUGGAUAGAAUGCAAGAAAUGACUCAUAUUUACCAUAUUCUAAUAAUUAUCAUGUGCCAACGUUUCUCCACGGUCCAUGCCAUGGUGAAACUUACACUCCUGUAGAUCUGAAAUAAUUGAAUGGUUAAACUUGCAUCCAGCUAACCAGGAAGGCAAGAUGAAGCAAUUCAGGCAUUCUUCAAAAGUCAAGUCCUGCAAAGAAACAUUAUUUUUAUAGUUGAAAAAUAGAUUUAGCAAGCAGUAGGCAUUUAGAAUUAAAGUGGAGUGGAACUUUAAAGUUAUGUGAUGACAUCACUUGCCCGCUUACCUUCAAAAUUAUUUGGCAAUCAUACUUUAUUCGAAAAACACAGUUUCAAUCAUCAUUUGUUGCAAUAAAGAAAGUUAGAAAAAAGAAAAAUCCAUCCCUUUCAGAAGGAUACAAAUAUUGUCAAUCUUUAGAACAUUUAUCCUAUAGAUGCCUUUCCAUUACACAUGUGGCAAUCAGGGGCGGCCUGUUCAAUAGGGCGAUAUGGGCGACGCACUGCCAAACGGGAAAAGGAAGGGAUUUUUUUUCUAAUCAAUUAUAUCACGGCAACAGUAGUUAUCAGUGUUGUAAUCUAGACGUCUGAUCUGCCACAGUGCCACACUGCCACUAAAUGUCGAAUCAGGCUAAAGUCGUGCUUCAAAUGGCCACCCCCCCUUUUGGGGCGAUUUCAGUCAGGUUGAAAAUCGCCCAGAAGUCUGUCAUAGACUCCCAUGUAAAAUCUAUUUUUUUCAAAUUUCAGAGCUUUCAAUACAAUCUCUAUGGGUGUCUGAGGGCUUGCACUUACGCGCUUUCGUCAUACUUAACGUAACCAUGAACGUAACUAAGAAAAUAGCGGGUAGCAGCGUCUCUGUUGCGACCUGCAGUGUGUGUGACGUUAUCUUAUGUUUUUAAUCUUAUGUUUUUAAUUUGUACACUUAGUGGCGUUAUUUUAUGUUUUUAAUUUGUACACUUAGUUUACAAACAUUCUGCCAACCAUGGAUUUCCAGUGGUGGGGUCACGGUGUUGGACUGAUCUUGUUGAUCGUGUACAUACCCGCUACGAACGGACUAAAUAAUGAAAACGCUGCUGGCAGCGGAAUCCAAUACAGCAGGGAGUUUUUACUACAAUGCAACUCAAAUACGAACGCGAUGGAUAUCCCAAUGGCCCAUCUAAUACCUGAUUGUCUGCGAGUGGAUUACAAACCCAAAUGCAAACGUGGAAAACGCGGGGGAAUCAGACAACGACUUAAAAAAAAUUAAGAACAAACUUCCCUUACCCACCACCUUGCUGAUUAAUGCCUAGUCACUGAGGGGGAAAGCGGAUGAGUUGUCAGCGAAUCUGCGCUUCCAACACGAAUAUCGGGAGGCCUGUUUGCUGGCAUUUACUGAGACUUGGCUGGAUGACAGAGUCCCGGACAGAGAAGUGGAGCCGGCCGGCUUCACCCUGGUCAGAGCGGACCGCGAUCUGACAGUCACAGGGAAACUUCACGGCGGGGGCGUCUGUCAGGGACCAGUGGUGUAAAUCGAUCCUGGUAAGAGAGCGACUCUGUACCCCCGACAUUGAACUACUUUCUGUGUCACUGCGACCUUACUAUCUGCCCCGUGAGUUCCCCCAAUUGUUUGUUACCGUUGUGUACAUUCAACCAAAAGCUAAUAUAACAAAGGCAUCAGAGAUUAUUUAUAAUCUGUCACAGAAACUGGAAUCCAUCUCCCCCGACGCACCCAAAUUUAUUUUAGGGGAUUUUAACAACUGUACCUUGCACAAAGUCUUGCGCACAUACCAUCAGUAUGUGAAAUGUCACACUAGGAAAAAUAGGACUCUUGAUUUGUGCUAUGGGACAAUACCAAAGGCGUUCUCUGCCACCACCAGACCUCCUCUGGGGACAUCAGACCACAAUGGGGUCUACCUCAGGCCAAUUUACUGUCGCCUCCUGGAGAGGGAGAAACCCACAGUUAAAACUGUCCAGAUCUGGAAUGACAACAGUAUCACUUGGGGUGUUUUGACUGUACAGUGUGGGAGGUAUUUGAGGACAGCAGCUCUGAUCUGGAUGAACUCACAGAGGUUAUUUCAGACUAUGUAAACUUCUGUGUUGAGUCAGUUGUGCCUACUAAGACCUGUAAAAUCUUCCCUAACAACAAGCCUUGGGUAUCAAAACAUCUAAAAUCACUACUUGAUAGGAAGAAGGCAGUUUAUGCUGGGGCUGAUAGACAGGCUUUAAGAGAUGUACAACGUGAGAUAAAAAGACAGAUACUGGUGGACAAGUUUUGCGGAGUGUUUGAGUUAGCUUUGCGAGGCAAAGAUGAAACUGAGGGCUCCACCAACCCUGGUAAGCCAACACUUUUGAGAUCAGUCAAUAAAUGCUUCUGGUAUUGACUUAUAUGCUGCCCCUGUCUUCAUGUUGUUGCUGGACAUAUCUUUUUUUAAAUGUGUGUAGGUCACCUAAAUCAUCAGAAAAAUUGCCCCCCCUGAGAAUUUUUUCAGGAGCCGCCACUGGUGGCAAUGCUUUUUUUUAACGAUAUUGCUUUUGUCGCAUAAACCUGAAUCAAUGCAAACCUGCCUAGUGUCACCUGCUUGGUUUGAUGGAUGUCAUCUUUUAGAGCUCCAUGUCCUUUUCUGGACAUCUGGACAUAUUUUGUAAACUUUGAUAUUAUCACUUAUUUUAGAAGCUGUUUCCAGACCAGUCAUGGAGGUGGUGUCUCUCUACUCCAACUAUACUGCUGGACUCUGUGAUGUCACAGUGAACUGUUCAGUUACAGGUGUGUGGGUGUUGUCUGUCUGUGAUGGAGGUCAGUGCACACUGUCACAGCAGUCUCUGUCACACACCAGAGUCAACAUCAUCAUCUCCAAUGACAACGGGACUAUCCAGUGCACCGGCAGAAAUCACUUCAGUGCAGAGACCAACUCACUUCGCAUGGAGAACAUAUGUAAGUCUAAUUUACUAGCUUCCACCUUCUGUGCAUACCAUUGUAAUUUUUUAAAUCAAUAACAUUUUAAUAUCGUUGCUGUUAUUAUAAUUAUAUUCUAAUUAAAUAAUUUUCCAUAAAAAAAAACGGAAUAACAAUACGUGUGUGUGUGUGUGUGUUACCUCUCAGGUAUUGGUGAGAAGAAGGGGAGAGCUUCAACAUUACCAGUUGUGACCAUUGUGGGCAGUGUUACUGGUGGACUAUUCUUUGUUGGUGUGUUAGUUGGUGUAGGAUGCCUCAUAUCAACCAGAAGACGGCAAUCCCCUAAAGAGCAACAGUCUAUGCAGGUAACCUCUCUGUCAAUCAUGUUUAACCUCCUAAAGUCGAUUUGUCUGUGCCCCCAUCAAAAUUCGUCUGUUUAAGGUAUUUGGUGGCAGAGCUACAGCGAUGUUUGUCAGAGCAGGAGACAUUCCAAAAAUGUGUCUUCUCACGAAAACAUCCGAAGUGUCCGAACGGUUUGGGCUACACACUACUAUGACCCCUCUGGAAAGAUCAGACUAUCAAGAACACGAUGGUGUUCUCCGUUUUGCUCUAAGACCCUCACAAGCCUCAUCUGAAGGUAACCCAGUACCGGUUUAAAAAAUGAUUGGAAGUAUGGAAGGAGUUUUGUGCCCCCAAAAAUCGGAGCUUUCUUAUAUCUCUCAGAUAUUGGACGGACACUUCAAAACAUACUUCCUAUUGAUUUUUUUUUUUUACUAUCUGUUUUGCCAUGUAUGAAUGUUUUAUUCAAUGCGUUUCUGAGGGCUAAUAGCAGUAAGGCCAAAUUUAAUCUUUCAUCAAAUAUUAUUUUUAUAUACUUUCUUGAUACCUACAGGGGUCCUAAAAUUCUAAAUGAAAUUGCUAAAUGAUCCAUGGUAUGACCAUCUUAAAACAAUUCCAUGUUAGCUGAGUAGACUUGUGAGAAUACUACAGACUUUGGGGCGCAGCAGAAAGAUCAGCAUAUCCCAAAACCAGAGAUUGUGAGUUCAAAUCCCAGAUGGGGUCACAUUGGAAAGUAUUAAGUGAUCAUGUCAAAUUUCACUGACCUGUUAAACUUUGAGCAUUUGUUUUGGGCCCUGUACAGAUUCUUUUGGGAAAGCUACAGUCCUCGUCUUUUUGGUAGUUGAACUCAAAUCUUACUGCCGAGGUCUUAUCUUCUUGGUCUUCCUGUUAUACCAGGUGCUGUAGAUGUCCUGAAUGGCAGGCAGUGGGCCCCCGGUGAUGCGUUUGGCUGACUGCACCACCCUCUGGAGAGCCCUGUGGUUACGGGUGGUGCAGUUGCCGUACCAGGAGGUGAUACAGCCCUACAGAAUGCUUGCGAUGGUGCAUCUGUAGAAGUUUGUGAGGGUCUUAGGGGCGAUGUUGAAUUUGUUCAGGCGCCUGAGGUUGAUGAGGUGCUGUUGCGUCUUCUUCACCACGCUGUCGGUGUGGACGGACCAUUUCAGGUCGCCAGUGAUGUGCACGCUGAUAAACUUGAAGCUUAGACCCUCUCCACUGCGGCCCUGUCGAUGUUGAUGCUGCUCUCUCUGCUGUCUCCUGUAGUCCACGUUCAGCUCCUUUGUUUUAUUGACAUUGAGGUGGAGGUUAUAUUCCUGACACCACUCCGCCAGGGCUUUCACCUCUUCCCUGUAGGCUGUCUCGUCGUUGUUGGUAAUCAGGCCUACCACUGUUGUGUCAUCAGCAAACUUGAUGAUUGAGUUGGAGACGUGCGUAGCCACGCAGUCAUGGGUGAACAGGGAGUACAGGAGGGGGCUGAGCGCGCACCCCUGUGGGGCCCCGUGAUGAGGAUCAGCGUGGCAGAGGUGUUGUUGCCUACCUUCACCACUUGGGGUCGGACCCUCUGGAAGUAUAGGACACAGUUGCACAGGGAGGGGUUCAGGCCCAGGGCCCUGAGCUUAGUGAUGAGCUUGGAGGGCACUAUGGUGUUGAAUGCUGAGCUGUAGUCGAUCAACAGCAUUCUCACAUAGGUUUUCCUCUUGUCCAGGUGGGAUAGGGCAGUGUGCAGUGCUAUGGCAAUUGCGUCGUCCGUGGAUCUGUUGGGUUGGUAUGCAACAGACUAGGAUAAGGAGAGAUUGAAUAUGUCCGUAAACACUCCAGCCAGCUGGUCUGCAUAUGCUCUGAGGACGCGGCUUGGGAUGCCGUCUGAGCUGGCAGCCUUGCGAGUGUCUUACUCACGUCGGCCACAGAGAUCGGGAGCACACAAUUCUGUUGAGCGGUGGGGGCCCACAUCAGCGACUCUGUGUUGUUUCUCACAUUUCUCAUCUCCUAACAGGCUGUUAUUACAGAAGUUGACAACCCAGUGGCUGCUAUGCCAGGAAGACCAGAACCACAGAACACCCCUGGUUCUGAGGUGACAUCUAUCUACGUCACUGCAGGGAGACCAGGAGCAGUACCAGCAGCAGCAGCAGCAAUAGAAGAACACCACCCAGUGGACAACGGGUACACUUCACCAGAAGAAAAUAUAGAACCACAUUCCCCCCCACAGGCAGACGCACUCUACAGCACUGUGCAGCAACGAGCGGUAGAAGAGUACCACCGAGUUGACAAAGUGGGCUGUCCAAAACAAGAGAGGCCAGCACCACAUAGCCCUUCUGAGGCAGAGCCUACAUCAAUCUACUCCACAUUACAGGAGCCAGCUUUAGCACAGUGCCACCCAGUGGACAAAGAUGGGAAUAACGUCAACAAACCAGAC